Molecule: messenger RNA, 4701 nt
Organism: Prorocentrum cordatum
Lineage: Eukaryota; Dinophyceae; Prorocentrales; Prorocentraceae
Source: the annotation of a GenBank genome assembly
AUGUUCUCCGAGCCCUCGUGCUUGGUCAGCCAAGAGUCGAUCCUGAACAAAGAGUUGGGGUCGUACUGCGAGAGAAUGUCCGAGAUCCUUCGCUGGCAGAUCCCGUGGCGCUCUCCAGAUCGUGCCGAAACUGUCGGCGGCGGCUGCGGCAUGUCGGCCGUGAGCAGCGCGUCCAGCUGCAUCGUGGGGGCCUCGGGCGCGAAACCUGGUGGCUGCCAGAUGCUUGGCGGAACCGCUGGGGCAUUGACAGAGGCCACGUCGAUCUCGGCGUCCGAGUGCAAGCAGUGCUUGGUCAAGUACGUGACGUUCUUCGUCCAGGAGAGUGGCGGGCGGCUCCCGGAGGCGGCCGUCCGCAGCUCGCCCCUGGAGCCCGCGGCGGGCAGCGCCGAGGAGGGCGGAGGGGAGGCCAGCGACGACGAGGCGUGCCGCGGGCCCAGUGGCGUCGGCUGCUACAUCCGCGGCGCCGGCGGCGAGGUCUGGGGGCAGGUCGUGGCCGACGAGGCGUGGGCGUGGCGCCUGGACAGCGGCAGGAUCGCCAAAAAGAAGACAGAGGGCGACAGGUGGACCUGGUGCGCGGGGCCGCCCAGGGCCCCGCCCCGCGUCGACGAGAGCCUGCUGGAACCCUACGCGACGUGGGCUCUGCCGGGUCCGGACGGCGGCGCCGAGGCUGCCGUGGACGGCUGCUUGGACGACGCCGGGCCCGCCUGCGGCCGCGACCAGCGGCUGCUGAGCUCGGCGCCCGCGGGCGACGUCGAGCGCGCGGUGCGAGCCCUGCUCGGCGUGGGCGCCCUCGGCCCCGCAUGCCCGUCGGGUGGCGCGGCUCCGCAGACCACGGGUCUCGGGGAGUGGCUGGCCUGCGCGCGGCUGCCCGUGUGGCACGCGCUGGCCCUGGCGCAGGCCGGCGACGCCGCCAGCGACGCCGACGGCUGGGAGCUCUUCUGGGCGGUGGUCGACCAGCGCGUGCACGCGCAGCAGUCCCUGGGCUAUGCCGGGGAGGAUGCGGCGUUCGAGGAAAUGGACGGGGAGGCCACGGACGUUCGCCGAGCUGACGCGCUGCCCUGGACCCUGGAGGCCGCCUUCGGGGAGAACGAGGAGAGUCCGCGCUGGGCGCGCUUCCUCGCGGCCCUGUGCGCCGCCUCUCCGCCCACCCGCCGUGGCUGCGGCGGCUGCGGGUGGGUCUCGCUCACCGACCCGGAGAUGCCGGUGGGCCAGUCACUCUCCACUGAGGUGCCAGAGCGCUUUGCGCUGCUCGCGGGCGCAGCGCCGCCGCAGCCCGGCGACUGCCCCGCGGGGCCCCUUCGCCGGGCGCUCGCGGAUUCGCUGCAGCGGGCCCUCGAGCGCGCCGCCGCUGGCGGGGGCGGUGGCCCGCUCGGCGGCCACGACGACGAGGCCGUGGAGGAGGCUCUGGCAUUCCUGGCCGGCACGGGCGCCGAGGCCGAAAACGAGGGGGCGGCGGCCGUGGCGGCGGUGCUGGCGCUGCUGUCGGAUGCCGCCGCGGCGCCCGCGGCAGACGCCGCCGCGGCGCCCGCCUGCGCGCCGGCCGCAGGGGGCGGCGAGGCGUGGGCCGCGGCGCUGCUGCGCGCGGCGCUGUGCCGCGCCCUGAAGCGGCGCGCCGCUGCGGCCGAGCGCUUCGGCGACGCGGCGGCGCUCAAGGCCGCGGAGGACGCGGCCGAGGACGCCGCCCGCUCGCACGCUGAGGCGCAGAGGGCCGGCGGAGGUCCAGAAGGACUGAACCUCCACUGCACCAUCAACGCCGAGUGGAACGCACUUCUCAAGGACACGAAGCGCUACUUUGGCCCUUUGACAGAGGAGGUUAAGACGCCACAGUUCAAGGACAGAGUUGAGAACAUCAGCUCCUCAAAGGACUGGCAGACUGCCAUGCCGCUCCUCAUCUGGGGAACCACGAUCGGCCUACUCCGCGCACCAACCAAGAGCUCUCAGUGGCAGAACCCCACCUGGCGUGACCUCUGCGCCGAUUUCGCUCUCGACGACCUGCUCGCAGAUGACCGCAUCGAGCGGGACCUCCGUGCGCAACUCCGGGUCAGUGUCGGGAUGGCCGGUGCCACUUGGAUCCACGAUGUCAUAUUCACCGGGGCUGGGAUUCUCUUCCAGGCGCGGCCGCUGAUAUCAUUCUACAAGUACACGACAACCCAGCCCUCUGCCAUGGUCAAAAUGCUGCGCGCGCGGUUUACAUUGCUGCCUGGCACCAGCUACACGGACUCCCGAUGCAGAAAUGGCUCAGGCAAACCAGCGCAGACCGCAGGUGGGCAGCCGGCAUCGGUGUCGGAUGGGAUCUAUGUCACCACGUCCCCUCCCUCACGGCUGCGGUUCACGGACGUGCUCCGCUUCCUCUCCGACGAGAUGCCGGGAGCAGCGAGACGAAGGGGAGCCGCAGACAGACUCACGCACGUCUGCUACAACUGCCACCGAACAGCACACAGGAUUUGGCACGCCGCCAGCUCCCAACAACACGGCCACGCCUGGUGUCACAUUUGCUUCGGAGAAUGGUCCAACCAGAUCACCCUCUGGGCCGCGCUCCUGAACGAACUGCUACCGUUGGAGCUCCACCGGGCAGCGCAUGCCAUCAGGGGCGACAGAACCACCCGCUUUCAGAUUCCGCUCACCUCUGACUCGUAUGAGGUGGGCCUCCUGGGCGCUGCUGGCACUGCAGCCGCGGUGGGCGCGCUGGAACGCGACCCAAGUGGACCGCGGCGGGGCACCGCCACUGGACAGCCCAUGUUCGAGUUCCGUUACAUGCCGACGAUGGCUUGGGGACACAUGCAGACAUGGGGAUGGCUGUGCGAGUCCUGCCAGAUGCACGCGAGGGAUUUGCGCACUUCUGUGGAGAAGGACGGCUGGCCAGAUCCGGGUCAGUUCGACUCCGCUGGGAAUCUGUGGGCGCGCACCAUCGGCACAUGCACGGACAGGGUCACCGGGCACCACGUCACACGCCUCAAGUGGGAUCAAUUGGAGCCCGAGUGGAAGGCUGCGCCAGUCGACUGGGUGGAACGGGGACUACCGGGUCCUUGGAUUCCGAUGUGCCGCGGCCAGGAAGUGGUCUUCCCACCAGACUGGGACCAUGUCCCAGCCCUCUACCUCACGACCUACCAGGAGUCCACGGCUCUGCCACCACUGGGAGCAACCGGGAAGAGGCCGGCUCGGUACUCGGCGCUGGCAGCCCAGGUGCCGCUGCGAGCGCCGCUGGCCCUAGUCCCCACGGCGCACCUGGCGCUGUUCCCUGCCGGCCAGUCUUUUGGACGCAGGGCAGUUCAGGAACACGUCGCCAGACUCGCCCGGGCGAGUCAAGUUGAAAUGCGUGCCAGCUUGGGCCCAGACUACGACGGGAAGACCAAGACUCGUAGGGACUUGAAUGCCAAGCGCACCUGCGCCUUAGACGCUUGCCUGGAACUGGUGACACCAGCGUGGCGACGCUGGUUCAUUCAGGAUUACAAACUGGAGGGCUGGAUCGAAAAGAGCGAAGCCACGGACUACUACGUGGUCAGCUGGAACACCGAGUGGCAGCUGACAGCUGGCUGCGGGGAGGAUGGAGUACGAGCUGUGCUGCUGUCACCCAACACCGACGAAAUCGCCUGCCUCCGCGUGGUCUUCCCGCGCUUCCCCGGGCGGGCCACCCCAGACGACGAGCGGGGGCUCCAUCCGCAUUGUCGCGUCUACCCAACCAAUGUCUUCCUGGUCAAUCACGACAAGGUCGACGGGCCAUUGCACUGCACCUCUGCUGUAGCGCCCCUGCCUGAGAAGACAGGCGCGGCUCACUACUGCGCCGACAUCGCGCCCGGUGCGAUCCAGCAUGAAAAGGUCAAAACCGCCCUGACGAACAUGUACCACUCCAACGUCCACCGGGACGAUCUAUGCUCCUGGAGGCUCGACCAGCCCAGCGCACCCAAGGUGAUCCUGGGUAUCACCGACGAGGCUGACCAGGUCAACGAGGUGCUUCAGGUCCACCCCGACGUCCUUGGCUUCUCCAGGUUCGCUUGCUACGACAGGAAGAUCGAGUCAGGCCUCGUAGCACCACUACAAGACCGCCCCAUCGUCAGCGGGCUUCCGUGGGUCAUGCGCCGACCGCUGGACAACGAGCGGCUGGAGACUGUCGCCAAAAAGCUAGGACACGACGUGGACGAAUUCAGAGGCGAGAUCUGUUACCUACACACCGAGGGGAUGACGCCUGGAGACGUCCACCGUGUGCUCAUGAGUGAUAAUCCAUAUGUGGACAUCACCUCUAAUGCCAAGAGUGGCUACGCCAACAUCCACGAGGCUGCCACUUGCCUCGAAGUGGUUCGCGCGCUUGGCCCCACCAUGCGUAAUUCUGGGCUAACUGUCAAAGUGAUCGCCCCCUACGCUGUACAGCGGACCGUUCUGUACGGCGGGUGGCCACAGGGCAAGAGUGGUUUCUGGAAGAACGCCGCGCUGGCUGAAUCGAAGCAGGGUAAUAAAAAAAAAGCAAGGCACUACAGCGGCAUCAGAGCCAAAUCCACCGGGCCAAAAGGCUGCCUACAGAAGCGCGCAUCCAAGGACUGUCGGGGCUCGCCAGCUGGCAUGGACAAGCAGCUACCCACGGCGGAGGCACUCGAGGCGAUCGCGCGGCGGGCCCAGGAGUUGGCGCGCCUGGCGCGCGAGAAGGCCGCCGCGGCGGCGGCGGAGGACUUCGGGCUCGCGGCGCGCCUGAAGCGCGAGGAUCAGUAG